CUUGAAAACAAAUAGUAAAAGCUGAUGAAGAGUAAUUAUUAUAUGUUGAGCUAAUUAUUUAAGAAAAAGGAAGAAGAUAUAGAAUUUAGCCCAGUACAAUCUAAUAGUUGAAGCUAGAGUUUGCUGAGUAGUUAUUAACCUGUGUGAAAUACACCUUAUCCUCAAACCCACAAAUUCCAAGAAGGAAUUCCAGCCCCUGUCCCAGGCUCAUUGCUGUCUUUUACUCAUUCCUUUACUCUUCUAAUCCAGCUUGACUGCUAACUUGUAUUGAGGCAAAAUAUGUCCCCAGUUUGUGUGUGUGUGUGAACCAGUGCAAGCUCUGCUGAUGGGAGAAGAUCUGAAGAAGAGAGAAUAGAAAGAAGCAAAGGAAAGGAUAACAAAUGAAGAAUGAGCCAGUUCCUCAAGGUUGACAUAUCUCCCCUGACUGCAAGUGUGAUGAAUUCAACUAAACCAGGUGGAGGUGGAACCAAGUCCUUGAAAGAUAUUGCUGCAGGACACCAGCUUGAAAGUGACAGCAGAAAUUUACCUGGAAUGAAACGAGCCCUUCCAACAACAGACCCUGAUGUACUCACCAACAAACGAGGGCGUUGGGAUGAUGAGCAAGAGGAUUUCCGGGCCGCGUUUCAGGACUUGCGAGGAGCCCUGGUGAAAUCCCUGCCGCACUUGGAACGGCUGGUUCGAGACAUGCAGAAUUUCCAAUCUCCAGCUCGUCACGGGAAAUCGACUCGCUCCGAAAUCAAGGCGAAACUCGUCAAGUUCAACGAGCUCUGGGACAAGAAUAUGCAGAAUGCCGACGACAAGUUUAAGAAGUCUUUCGAGUUGCUGUGGACGGCUGUCUUGAAGCAGGACAACUUUCCCGGAAGAACCCGUCGAAACGAAGCUGUGUUGGUGACGAGUGAACAUACGCAGACCAUGAAUUCCAGCAUCACCAUGCGGGACGUGGGAACCGAAACCGUUUGUGAGCCAGAUGAGAACGACCAACCCGGGACUCUUGCAACUGAGAAGCGACGCACUCUGAGGAAAGACGUCCCUUCUCCCGUGAUUGCGGAUGGACUCGAUGAUGAAGAAGAAGUGACUUGCUUGACUGCCAUUGAGAAUUUCGUCACUCCGACGCAGCCGAAAAUCGAGAUGCCCGAUGUGCCGAAUCCUGGCGCAGUCGCUGAGGCUAGAAAGCGGGUUCAUGCACCCUUGUUUGUCCCUGUCCAGCAGGCACCAGUGGUAUUACCUGCUGCUGCUGACGUUCCAGCUGUUGUUACCACGAGUCAUGUGUCCACUACUGUGAAUGCUGCACCGACGUCUCUAGUGCAGUCUCCAUCAAAUAUGUCACUCCGCCAGUUGGUUGAUCAUGUACAUUCUUUUGGAGGGAUCCCAGCUCUGUCAACCUCAAAUCAACAGGUGGGUCCA
Molecule: messenger RNA, 1404 nt
Organism: Notodromas monacha
Lineage: Eukaryota; Metazoa; Arthropoda; Ostracoda; Podocopida; Cyprididae
Source: the annotation of a GenBank genome assembly